Molecule: messenger RNA, 1611 nt
Organism: Ustilago hordei
Lineage: Eukaryota; Fungi; Basidiomycota; Ustilaginomycetes; Ustilaginales; Ustilaginaceae
Exons: 1
Coding region: 1-1611 (536 amino acids)
Source: RefSeq, a predicted model, not a curated record
AUGCCUUCCUUCUCAGCAAACCGACAGAGUCGAUCCAGGCCUUCCAACAUCUCGUUCGGACGCAGACGAUCUGAUGAGAAAUCGAUGUCCUCGCCCUCCUUUAAUAGCUCCAUGUCUCUUGGGAAUGUCGAGGAUGUGUUUUGUGACUCUUUGCGUUCAGUGGAUCGGCUUCGUCACCACUACCUCGCCAUGCCGGCGACACCCUCCAGUCUCUCUGCUGGCAGUGCACCCGGAGCACGAAUGGAGCGUCUCCCAAGUUUGACGGACUUGUUUCACCGCGAUAUCCUCUCACCCCAAAGCAGCGGGCUUCUGCCGCUCAACUCUCUCAGGUCGGAACAAGGCGUCGAGCUGAUGAGACGUAGUGGCUCCAGAUCCUCCACCUCAUCAGGGCAAGAUUGGCAAUGGAAUACCUCGUUCAGCCAAGAUGCUCCAGCAGGGUCGAUCGGUCCUCCCGCUACGCCUUUAUCACCUUACUUCUUCGAUGUCUCAGCCCGGGCACAGUCCGUAUCGCCUAGGACAACCUCAUCCGUAGCGACUUUCAGCAUCAUUCUGACAACUAGUGAUGGUGAAAGGACACCAAGAGCUGCUUCCCGAGCUUCCUUUGACUUCGUUGCGCAACCAGCCGACAGCGGCCGAACUUCGCCAAGAUGUCCAGGUGCACCGUUGAUCGGAGCAAACAAUCGAGGACAUUUCGACACUCAGUCAUGGCAGCAGCAUCAGGGUAACAGCUCGCUAGGGCCGUUUCUGGGUCUUCAACGCCGCACCUCGUACGGCAUAGCACGUCACGAGCAAUACACAGCGGAGGCAUGGACGAAGGAAAGAGCGGUGAUGUCAAGGCUGGAGGCAAGUUUGCCUAAAGUGCCGGGCUUGAAUGGACUUGGUAUUUACAUGGACGCAGAGAACGCUCUGUCACCCUUCCGCAAAGCAGCCCAAGCUACAGCUGGUCAAGUCCAGCUGUCAGAAAUCUCACCGACAGGACGGCACUACACGGCGAGUGGACACACAGGCUUGACACCCAUGGUCAAGGCAUCCAAGGUCUGUGAUGUCUCAUCAACACCAACGAGGCCAAAGACGAAGAAGUCGCCGAGCUCUCUCAAGACGUUAUCGCCCGACAAAGCUACCUCGACCUCCACAAAGACAUCGCCUUCAGCUACAGCAGCCAAGAGACGUGUUGAGCCUUCUAAGACACCUCUCAACAAGUCUCGACCCAUGUUCCGACUCGACACUGGCUCGGGCAAGAAGUCGUUCAAGCCCAAGGGCCACAAGAUGAGCCCAGAUGCAACGCCCUGGGGAGUAUUCGGAGGCAAAGACGGAUGGAAGCCGCUUGCACCACCCAACGUAUCACGAGCCAUUGCCGAGGCAAAUAGGCUCGUCGCAGAGACAGCAGCAGCCGCCAAUGCCACAUCAUCGCCGUCUGGCAAGAGGGAGGCCAACAGCACUUUGAAGACCGUCAGCCCAUCCAAACGACCUCGUGCCACCGAGAACUCUUCACCGUACAAAGAGAACAUGGCACCAUCACUGCGGAACUUGUCACCAUCGAAGCGAGCUCACUUGCUCUCGCCCACGUACCGCGACUCCCCUACAGCACUACCACUCUCUACUAUUCGCUAA